Dreissena polymorpha is the source of this 4014-nucleotide messenger RNA. RefSeq names its product protein Hook homolog 1-like. The transcript has 4 exons. The record is from RefSeq and is a predicted model, not a curated record. Bases 551 to 2251 code for a protein of 566 amino acids. NCBI's taxonomy places the organism in Eukaryota, Metazoa, Mollusca, Bivalvia, Myida, Dreissenidae.
CAUUUUUGAAUAGGUAACAGCGUGAAAUGGAAUGUCUUUACGAGUAUUUUUUAUCUAUAAUAUUCCUGAAAAGUUUGACACAACGCUAUUUUGUAUCGAUCAUUAAUUGUAUCUGACAAAAACCUGGUCUGUGGGAUGGACAUCAAAUAUACACAAGAAAUUAUGUGACUUAAUACCGGAUUAUGAUACUACCGCUUUCACUCUUGUACAUUAUAUUGAAUAAGCUGUAAUUACCGAUCUGCAGGUAGAUAUUCUCAGAACCGUUAACGUGCUCAUUAUAUUGAUGAGACAAUUGCCAAAGCACGGAAUAUAUGUAAAAGAAGGCAAAAUGACAAUAACUGUAAGAGGACUGAGCAGUAGAGAAAUAGUUGGUUAAUGAAUAUUAUUGAAGAGUGCACUGAGAGAGGGUUAAUGCAUCAACGAAUGCAUUAACGACGAUGUGUUUCAGGUAACGUCCAGGGGCGGCGAGUUUAGCUACGGCGGGAAAACAAAGGUCAAGGUCUGAGGGCGUCAGUCUAUUUAUAGUUGCGAUGUCGACAGAGGCUUUACUAUGACGAGCGCUGCGAACGGAUUGCCUGGGUUUGAGGCUGUACUGCGCGAGCACAAGCGGUUGGCUUCAAAACUAACGUCAGAUGAGAUCAGAGCCAUCUCGGAAUACAUCGAGGAGAGACUGCGGCAGGAGCAGGCCGAUAUCAACUUCCGGUUAUACGCGUUACGCAACGAUUAUGACAUCACAGUGCGCAGGAGCUCGGAAACGAUAACCGAUCUGUACCAGGAACUCAACGAAAAGAAAGAAAUUAUCAAGCACUAUCAGAGCUCAGAUAAGAACAUCAUAGCUGCACAUAAACAAAAAGAAGAGCGUUGGGAAAGAAAACAAGACUUGCUGUUGAAUGAGAUACAGAAGACCGAAGGAGAAGCCGCUAAAGCAAAGUCUAGACUCGAAACGCUUGAAAGCGAACUGGAGAAAACGACUAAAGCGGUGAGCGAGUUAGAGACUAAGCUAGAAAUAGCGAACAAAGCGGUAGCAAAGGUAGAAGAAGCAGAGCUGGUGAUACAGGAGCGAGAUGAGGGAAAGGUGGAGAUAUUGAAGCUUAAAAUGGAGGUAGACAAGCGGGACCGGGCUGUAUCGAGCAACGAGAAGAUGAUAGCAGUGUUAAAGGCGGACCUGGAACAGCUGGGAAAGGACAAGAAGUACACGGACAUGAGGACCACCAAUAUACAGGAUGAGCUCCGGAAACAGGUUGCAGAGGUGGCCGAGAAGUGCAAGCAGCUGACAGAGCUCCAGUUCCGGUUGCAAAUGGAGGAGCGGCAGGUGACCACGAUGCAGAAGCAGCUGAAGCAGGCGACCGAGGAGCUGAGAAAUUACAAGCGUCUCUUGGAGGAAGAACGACCGCCUCUACACCCAAAGGACCCCAUCGUAGUGACGCUGAAGAAGGAUCUCGACAUCAUGGACAUCCGUAUCCGGUCCCUAGACAUCGCAGUGCGCCUGCGCAUGGACGAAAUCAAGAAGCUAGAAGACCGCGUGGAGGACACGGAGGCAGAAGAGAAACUCGUGGAACAAAUUAGGAAAGAAAUUUACACUCACGGAGAUACCUUCCUCGAACUCACUGUAUCAGAGCUAGUGAAAAAGCUUGACUUUAAAAAGCGUCGUCUGCAGGACGAGUUGUCCUACGCACGGGACUGGGAACAACCGUCACGUGACGCCGAUAUGUUGCGAUCGGAAAUAACGGCGCUCAUGAAACAGGCGGCUAUAUGCAAAGCGACGGAGCUGAGCAAUCGAGCGGCGAAGCAGCUCCAGAAGAUUGAUCUCAUCAUGCGCGGGACGUCCGAUUCAUUCCGAAUGCCCAAGAUAUACAAAGUGUCCGAACGCGGAAACAGCGAUCAACGAUCUCACAGAUCUAAGCUUUCAAAUGGACACAGGCAUCCGCAAUUUCCGCACAAACCGGCGUUCAUAACGUCAUCGACGCCGAUAAAUUCGUUUGACUCAGGCGGAGGAUCAAUGACGUCACGAUCAACGCAUAAACGUUUCAACGUUCAAACUAGCAACGUCGUGCGAGUCUCAAAAUCCCGCGCAGGUCGACCGCCGGCUCUUGGGAACUACACUGACGAUUCUAAGAUUCAGUAUAUAGACACCGUGGAGCUGGACUUAUCCCGACUGACUCCCGUUUCUAGCUCGAGGCGCGAGAGCCAGUCGGACCGGAUGACUUUGAAAUCGGUGUCGGACAGCACGGUACCCGCAAUAUUGGAAUGAACUAUCGUUUAGUGCUUCGAUGCCGCCGAGGGGACCCUGCAGUGUACCAGCUAAAGAAAAGAACACAUUUGAUUGACAACAGAGGAGGUAUUAACGUGCUGGUCAAGAUUCGCCUUAUUAUACCCUUUAUUACUGGUACUAUUAUUUUUCAAAUGCAGCUCAAUGUCCGGCCAUAUCAGCAAGAAAGUUGCUGGCGUUUAUUUCAUAUUCAUAUUCGCUCAUAUCUCGACUUUACUCGCUUCUAAAUUUCUUAGCGGGAUAACCUUACUACAGCUCCACUAAAAAAAUCGCAGAAAGCUUAGUCGAGUUAUAAAGCGAAAUUUAAUACGAAAUAAACGCUAAUCACUAUCGUACUCAUAUGGCUGGAAAAAGCGCUUCUUUUAAAAAAAUUAAGAAAAGUAAUAUAGGAUAUAAAACGGUGGAAAAUACCUGUCUCGGCAUGGACGUCGUUAUCUUGACUAUUACGUGAUAACUCCCUCUGUUGACAAGCGACCUUGCUGCUCAUUUAAAUAAAUGUAAUGUCGUGAAGAUUUAUAAAUUGAUCACGAUAUUAUUUUUUCCGAAGAAAUGCGUUCAGCACUAGUAUUGUCCGUCCUUCUGUCUCUCCGCCCGUCCGUCCGUCCGCUAAUUAGGACCACGACUAUCUAUUCAGUAACUAUUUAUUGAGGAUAUCGAGAGACCGUGUAUGGUCCAAGAAACCUAACUCUUUCUGUAUAAUAUCUUGAUCUGUUUCAAUUUGCUUUCUUUUAUUGUGCAUCGCAUAACUACAAACAGCAAUUUUCUUGUGCAAAGGGUAUUGAAGGCAUUCUAACGAAAACUUCAUAUUCAUAAGGAGUUUUGAGACGAGGUGCAAAGUAAAAUAACCACGAGUUGUUCUUUAAUAUGUGUCUUGUUUUGUGAAAAUUUGGCAAAAUGCAUGUGCGUAAAGUGUCGUCCCAGAUUAGCCUGUGCAGUCCGCACAGGCUUAUCAGGGACGACACUUUCAGCUUUAAUGGUAUUUUUCGAUUAAAGGAAGUCCUUUUUAACCGAAAAUCUAUUUUAAGCGGAAAGUUUCGUUCCUGAUUAGCAUCUGCGGGCUGCACAGGCUAAUCUGGGACGACACUUUACGCACAUGCAUUAUGUCCAGUUUUCUCAGAACACGACUCAAUUAUUUACAGAGUUAUUGUGAUGUGCAGUCUACAAUUUCAAUUUAAACUGUUUUAACAUAGAACUUCAUAAAUUUACAAAGAACACGGCGGAGAAGUGCAGACUGAACGUACUACAACUCUCUUCAGUGAUUUUAUUUAUUUCAAUUGAAUAAUGUUCAUGCGCACAGCACUACCGCAUAAUGCAAUUUAUUAUGCAGAUCAUAACUCCUAGUCACAAACGGAUUCGAAUCAAACUUUAUAUACACAUAUUAGACUUUUGCAGGACGUAUAGGGUACAAUAACCGUUACUCACUAUUCUUUGACGUGGGUGGCGCUAUUGUCCGUCCAUUUAGUUUUGUGUGCACAGCAAAACUAUUUUCAAUUAUUAAAAAACGGGAAUGUCUUUAAUAACUCAUUCAUAGGCUUUGGAAUAAAGAAAAUACAUCUACUUAGAUUCACGCUAAAACACUCCCGACUUUGAUUAUGUGCAUGUUGUCAAUGGUGGUCGCAAUAAAAUUCCAUUAAUAAAGAAAUAUGUUACUAGUGGUUAAUUUCAAGUUUGACUUUAAAUGAAAACAAUUAUUGAAUUUUUAAAUUAUUAAAAAUUAUAUUCUGUAUUAAAAGUCUUAUGUCUGA